Exophiala dermatitidis NIH/UT8656 is the source of this 1269-nucleotide messenger RNA. RefSeq lists its product as uncharacterized. Gene Ontology annotation, biological process: biosynthetic process. Bases 1 to 1269 code for a protein of 422 amino acids. The transcript is spliced from 3 exons. Gene Ontology annotation, cellular component: mitochondrion; cytoplasm. The record is from RefSeq and is a predicted model, not a curated record. Lineage: Eukaryota; Fungi; Ascomycota; Eurotiomycetes; Chaetothyriales; Herpotrichiellaceae. Gene Ontology annotation, molecular function: pyridoxal phosphate binding; L-kynurenine:2-oxoglutarate transaminase activity.
AUGUCCGCCAAAUUCGCUCCCGCGAAGCGGGUGGCGAACCAGAAACAGGAUGUGUGGUCCAUCAUCAACGAGGCUGCUGCGGCUUCUCCAGUGCAGCCGAUCGUGAACAUGGGGCAAGGGUUUUUCGGAUACAACCCUCCUCAGUUCAUCAUCGACGCUGCAAAGGGUGCGCUCGACCGUGUGGAAUGCAAUCAGUACUCGCCCACCAAGGGCAGACCGAGGUUGAAGAAGGCCAUUGCCGACGCAUAUACUCCGUUCUUUGGGAGGAAGCUGGACCCGGAGACUGAAGUAACUAUCACGACGGGCGCCAAUGAAGGUAUGCUAAGCGCAUUCAUGGGCUUCAUCGAACCGGGCGACGAGGUGAUUGUGUUCGAGCCUUUCUUCGACCAAUACCUCAGCAACAUCGAAAUGCCCGGUGGAACCAUCCGAUACGUACCCAUGCACCCUCCGGCCGAUGGCGCGGAGAGAACCUCCUCGGCGGCCAAUUGGAGCAUCGACUGGGACAUAUUGGAGAAGUCGUUCAACGACAAGACCAAAAUGAUUGUGCUCAACUCGCCGCACAACCCGGUGGGCAAGGUAUUCAGCAAAGAAGAACUGACGCGGAUAGGGGAUUUAUGUCUCAAAUAUAAAGUCCUUAUUCUGUCGGACGAGGUCUACGACCGAUUAUACUAUGUCCCAUUCACGCGCAUAGCCACGCUGUCGCCGCAACUCGCCAAUAUCACUCUGACCGUGGGGUCGGCGGGUAAGAACUUCUACGCGACUGGUUGGCGGGUCGGGUACUUGAUCGGUCCGCCGCAUCUGAUCAAAUAUGUGGCCGCUGCCCAUACCCGGAUAUGCUACUCCAGUGUGUCGCCGCUGCAGGAAGCGGCUGCCAUAGGCUUCGAACAGGCCGACCAGGUUGGAUUCUGGGAUCAAGCUGUCAGAGAAAUGAAGGGCAAAAUGGAUCGAUUUUGUCAGGUUUUUGAUGAACUCAAUAUCCCUUAUUCCAUCCCCGAAGGUGGUUAUUUUGUUCUUGCGAAUUUGUCGAAAGUCAAGUUGCCUGAUGGCUAUGAUUUUCCUGAACAUGUCAAGGACCGUCCGCGGGAUUUCAAAAUGGCUUGGUUCUUGAUUGUUGAGCUCGGCGUCGCGGCUAUCCCGCCGACGGAGUUCUACACGGACGAGCGCGCUCACAUGGCCGAGGAUUGGUUGCGGUUUGCGGUGUGUAAGAAUGAUGAUGUGUUGGAGGAUGCAAAGACUAGGCUGAGGGGGUUGAAGAAGUACAUGGUCUAG